AUGGUGGAUAUCAUGGUGGGAUAUGUGCCAUCCAUUCUCUUCGCCGUAUGUGACCAUCUGUAUAAGGAUGACCCAGACAUUCAGGAAAUGGUAGCAUUUAUGGUGCGCAAUGCAUACAUGUUUGUCGUUGGAUAUCUCGCCUACGCGGAAUUUCGCUUGCCAACAUUGCCAUACUCCAAACCUGUAGCAUACGCACGCAGCAUCGGCACCGUAUCCUACAACGUGUGGCAGAAAGCAGUAGCCAGCUUCCUGGGAAAGCAGCAAGCCGAUCACUUCAUCAUAGACCGGGCGUUAUACGCCACCCUCGUCGGUAUCGCGAUUUAUUUCCUCCUUUUCGCCGGACGAAGGACCCGCGAAGUUGUUCACCACAAAGAAGAUGAAAGCGAUUUAAGCGAGGAUGAAGACAUGUCUGAGACCCAGGAUCUGUCCGCCAGCGCGCCUGCUGUCAUCCCGCACCGGAAAGAGACAUUAAUUCGUUGUUGCAUCGCCUUCACUGUUAUGAUAACUGUCAUUUGGCUCAGUGUCUACGUCCAGGACUUGGCUGUUAUCUUGGCCAGUGUGCCAGCGGUACACGUUCUUUCAAUCUAUGACGAAGAGGCGCGCAACACCAUCUUCACCAUAUUGAACCUCGUGGUCGGCGGCUCAUACCGAUCGGUCAUCGCCGCGCGAACCUGGAUACGAUACUACGCUGCGGUUGCAGUAGUAGUAUACGUCCUCAUCCAUAUAGACCAGCCAUCUUUGUGCGCUGAUAGACUUAUCAGAGGCGGCGUUGCCCCACCCUUCAGUCAUUUUGCUGUCGUGCUCAAGCUUGUGGGCCUCUCCUAUGUCGACUCCCUCGUGCACGGCAUCAUCGAAGUCUCUCGAAUUUGCAUAGCGAAACUCCGGGUUGUGAAGGCUUGGGUUCGGUACAAGUUUAUGCUCAUCGUCAGAGGUCGCGCUAUCUUCCUGUGGCACCCAAAGACUGUCGGCGAAUGUCUCCGCUGGGUGCUCGCGACAAUAUUACUCGGUCCCCGGACAGUAUAUGGGUUGCUACCAGUAUGGGUUGGCCCAGUCGUUGGGUUGUUCGCGCUCUGGGCAUUAACCUUUACGGAAUUGGGUCACGCCUUCUCGCAAACUCACUACAACUUCGCGGGAACGCGCAACGAGCUCUUAUGUGUACACUGCUACCCCAACGAAAAGGGUUACGAGCUCUCGUAUACCCACUACCCUCUCGCCGGCAUGGGCUACCAAGUCCGUUAG
Molecule: messenger RNA, 1239 nt
Organism: Alternaria incomplexa
Lineage: Eukaryota; Fungi; Ascomycota; Dothideomycetes; Pleosporales; Pleosporaceae
Exons: 2
Coding region: 1-1239 (412 amino acids)
Source: RefSeq, a predicted model, not a curated record